Molecule: messenger RNA, 2481 nt
Organism: Rana temporaria (common frog)
Lineage: Eukaryota; Metazoa; Chordata; Amphibia; Anura; Ranidae
Gene: HSPA5
Product: heat shock protein family A (Hsp70) member 5
Exons: 9
Coding region: 168-2129 (653 amino acids)
Biological process (GO): protein refolding; cellular response to unfolded protein; endoplasmic reticulum unfolded protein response
Cellular component (GO): endoplasmic reticulum lumen; cytoplasm; membrane
Molecular function (GO): ATP binding; ATP hydrolysis activity; misfolded protein binding
Source: RefSeq, a predicted model, not a curated record
GCCGGGAGGGUAUAAAACUAGACAGGCGGCGCGUAGUACGUCAGUCUGGCAGCUACCGGCAAAUAUAAAGAAUUCGGUGAAGCGGGUUUAAAGGCUGAUUCCGAAACCGACUGUUGCCUUCUACAUUGGAUUUAUAUAUUUUUCUUGUUAAAAGAAAAACGCAUUCCAUGGUAGCAAUGAAGCUGUUAGGAAUUCUCUUGCUGGUUAUUGCCAGCACUUUUGCAGAUGAUGAUGACAAGAAGGAAGAGGUUGGCACCGUGAUUGGCAUUGAUUUGGGAACAACUUAUUCAUGUGUUGGUGUAUUCAAGAAUGGACGUGUCGAGAUUAUUGCCAAUGAUCAGGGUAACCGAAUCACACCGUCUUAUGUAGCUUUUACUCCAGAAGGUGAACGUUUGAUUGGAGAUGCUGCCAAGAAUCAGUUGACUUCCAAUCCUGAAAAUACAGUGUUUGAUGCCAAGCGUCUGAUUGGUCGCACUUGGAAUGACCCAUCUGUACAACAGGAUGUCAAGUAUCUGCCUUUUAAGGUUGUUGAAAAGAAAACCAAACCCUAUAUAGAAGCCGAUGUUAAUGAUCAGAGAAAGACCUUUGCUCCAGAAGAAAUCUCUGCUAUGGUUCUCACUAAGAUGAAAGAGACUGCUGAGGCGUAUCUUGGCAAAAAGGUUACACAUGCUGUUGUCACUGUGCCUGCUUACUUUAAUGAUGCCCAGCGUCAAGCCACAAAGGAUGCUGGAACUAUUGCAGGGCUUAAUGUGAUGCGUAUUAUCAAUGAGCCAACUGCUGCUGCUAUUGCUUAUGGUCUAGACAAAAAGGAAGGCGAGAAGAACAUUCUUGUCUUCGAUCUGGGUGGUGGUACCUUUGAUGUGUCCCUGCUUACGAUAGACAAUGGAGUCUUUGAAGUGGUGGCUACCAAUGGGGACACUCAUCUGGGAGGAGAAGACUUUGACCAGCGUGUAAUGGAACACUUCAUCAAGCUCUACAAAAAGAAAACUGGCAAGGAUGUGCGCAGAGACAACAGGGCUGUCCAAAAGCUUCGCCGUGAAGUUGAAAAAGCCAAGAGAGCCUUGUCAUCUCAACAUCAAGUUAAGAUUGAGAUAGAAUCAUUCUUUGAAGGAGAAGACUUCUCUGAAACACUUACACGUGCUAAGUUUGAGGAACUUAACAUGGAUCUCUUCCGUUCCACCAUGAAACCAGUACAAAAAGUGCUUGAAGAUGCUGACCUGAAGAAAUCUGACAUAGAUGAAAUUGUGUUAGUGGGAGGUUCUACGCGUAUUCCUAAAAUUCAGCAGCUAGUUAAAGAAUUCUUCAAUGGCAAAGAACCAUCUCGUGGCAUUAAUCCUGAUGAGGCUGUGGCUUAUGGUGCUGCUGUUCAGGCUGGUGUACUCUCUGGAGACCAGGACACUGGUGACUUGGUUCUUCUUGAUGUGUGCCCUCUUACACUCGGUAUUGAAACUGUUGGUGGUGUCAUGACUAAGCUGAUCCCUAGGAACACUGUUGUGCCUACAAAGAAGUCACAAAUUUUCUCCACAGCUUCUGAUAACCAACCUACUGUCACAAUUAAGGUUUAUGAAGGUGAGCGUCCGUUGACCAAGGAUAACCAUCUUCUGGGCACUUUUGACCUUACUGGUAUUCCUCCUGCUCCCCGUGGUGUUCCUCAGAUCGAAGUAACAUUUGAGAUUGAUGUUAAUGGUAUCUUAAGGGUUACAGCAGAGGACAAAGGUACUGGCAACAAAAACAAGAUAACGAUUACCAAUGAUCAGAAUCGACUAACGCCAGAAGACAUUGAAAGAAUGGUCACUGAUGCAGAGAAGUUUGCUGAAGAUGACAAGAAAUUGAAAGAGCGGAUUGAUGCACGGAAUGAGCUUGAAAGUUACACUUAUUCAUUGAAAAAUCAAAUAGGAGACAAAGAGAAACUUGGUGGAAAGUUGUCAUCUGAAGACAAGGAAACCAUUGAAAAGGCAGUAGAAGAGAAAAUUGAAUGGUUGGAGAGCCAUCAAGAAGCAGACAUAGAAGAAUUCAAGACUAAAAAGAAGGAGUUGGAGGAUAUUGUUCAACCAAUUGUUGGUAAAUUAUAUGGUGGGGCAGGUGGACCACCUCCUGAAGGAGAUGACCAUGAGAAGGAUGAGUUAUAGGCCUAUUGUAUGACCCUUUGGCUACUGUAAAUACUGGACUCAGGAACUUUUUUUUGUUGAGAGAAUAUUUGAACAUUUAGAUACUCAAAUUUUCAUGUGGAUUCUUCACUUCAGUGGAGACAAAUGCUAAGCUGUUAUGGCUGUUUACUGCUUUUCGUUAGCAGUUGUUCAUCCAGAUCACUAUUUUUGUUUGGUGACUUCCCAGAGGGAGGGUGGGUCUGGUAUUUGGGAGGGUAGGGUAUAAAAGGUUGCUCAAAUGUUUUAUUUAUUUGAAAUAUUUUGGUCAUGUUCGUUCUAAGUAGAAAUUUUUCUACCCUUCAAUGACCACAAUAAAUGUUUGAUAAUUAAACUA